AAAAGGUUAAAUCCUACUUGGUUGCUUUUCUGUAAUGUGUGGGGCAGAACAGAAGAUGAAAUUUGUUUUUGAGAAAGUGUAAUUUUAAAAUCUCAGUGAAGAAACGAUGUCUAACUGUAGCCUAGGUUUGCUAAUUUACAAGCAAAAUGACUAAAGCUUAAAUAUACCAUGGAGUUAAUUAUAUUUCUUCUCUCUAGGAGCUCUCUCUAGCUUUGGCAGACAUAUGUGACACGUGAUGAUGUGAUACAUAAGUAGAUGCAUAUUUUUUAAAUCCUUGAGGGUAGUUGAUAUUGUGCUUUUAGAAAAAUGGCCGUCUGAUGUCUGCCUUGGUUGGGAAGUAGUAUAUGUAACGCAUGGAAUGGGUGCCCUCUGAUGACCAUGGUGCUUUAGAACAUUGCAGAGGCAAUCAUUUGUGUAGUUCCUGACCAUAAUUUUAUUGCCAUGGAUUAGUGGCUCUUAAAUGCCCCCAUUUCCCCCAACCCCCUUUUCGAAUGGGAGUUCUGGUACAAUAAUUCUAUCCCUUUCUCAUAUAUUGGGUGUUUGGGGGAGGGGAGGCAAAUGACGGAUUUUCUUAAUAGAUUUACACGUUGAGAGGAGCUGCACUCAAGGAUCCUCAUUCACACGCAGACCUGGUACAGAUGACAAGAUCCUGGACUUGAGCCCAUGAUAAAAGGUGAUGAGGCUUUUGAGAGAGGGAUGUAAAAUGUUGUGGCCAGAGCACAAAAGAAGCAAGUGAUGUGAAAAAUUUCUGGCCUCAUUUUUCAGUACUAACUGGGAGUACAGUAUUUGAAGUGCAACAGUCAAGGGUAGGUGGGCAGUGGGAGAAGGGAUGGGAUGAUUCUUUGGGAAGGUGCUACAAUAAAGGCUCAAGGAGAAAUGCACAGAGCAGGAAACUUCACCACACCCUUGUCCAGGAGAGGAUAUUCUCCAUUUCUGUAGCCUUAUGACAUUGAUUAUGCAAGAUAAUGCAAAGGAUAGAUAAGAUCAUGCAAAGAUUAGAUUCCAGAGAUGGUAUUUGCCCAUAAGCAUAUCAGUUGUGAAAUGAAUUACUGUGGGAAAGGUUUAUUAUUUGAGGUAAGACAGGACUUGGCUUUAAAUUUCUAUUCUGCCACCUACUGAUGCCACUUACCUUGGGUAAGCUAUUUAACACCAGCUGGAUGGUAUCUUAUAAACCCUUUUUUUUGUUUUCUUUAUGUUAUUUUGGAAGUAUGCCAAAUUAAUUUGUUGGAAUCCUUAAAUUUUCAGUGGCUGGCUCUAGUGUGAAAAGAGGUUGGCUCAGGAUUCUCUCUGAAGGACCUUCUUAGAAGUCUCAAUCUUACUUAGUAGAAACUGAAGUUUCAGCCCUAGCGAUAGAGGACAAAAACAUAAUUUGUGUUUCUAGUGCAGGGCCUCCUGGGUGACUCUGUCGGCUGAGUGUCCAACUCUUGAUUUCAACUCAGGUCAUGAUCUCGUGGGCUCAUGGGUUUGAGCCCCAAGUAGGGCUCAGUGCUGACAGCCGAGAGCCUGCUUGGGAUUCUCUCUCUCUCUUCCCUCUGCUCCACCCCCUCUCAAAAUAAAUAAAUAAACAUUAAAUAAAAAAAAGAAAAGAAAACAGAGGACUGGCUCUUAGUAUUUUGCAAGGAGAACUUUCAUUCUGAACAACUGACUCACUGUUUAUGCUUGAAUCUCCUAUCAGUCUACCAAUCAGAAUACCCUUGAAGGGCUGAUAGGUUUGAGUGCUGACACCCACAGCCCAAAACUAGGUGUGGCUACAUUAAGAAGGCAGGUCACUGUGGGUAAGUGUCUAAUCAUGAGAUCUCCUAAAACGGUGAUGGAAUCUAACCCUGUUAGGAAAAUCCUAUUUAAUUCUGUUAGAGAGUGAAUCUCAGAUCCCUUUUACCCUAGUCCUUAGGCCUUGGGCUAACAGGAAGAGCUUUAACAUUUACUACAUUUCAGAAACUGCUGGUUCAUCCCAUGUAAUAUUAUCUUAUUUAAUCCUCAUAGUUCCUCUGUGAAAUACUUUGUAUUGUCUCCAUUCAUAAUUUUUCAAAUGCCCAAGUUUUUUUUCCACCUUCUCAGUUUUUAUGUAUCCUAUUUCCUCCUGGAAUGGUCUUAUUUUUCUUCUUUGCCUCAUAAUCUCUACUUGUCCCUCAGAGCUCAUCUCAGAUGUUACUACUUCAAGGAAGCCUUUCUAACCCCCUAGGUUUGAUUCCCUAUUGCACAUUGUAAUCACACACCGUAUCUCAAUAAGCACAAGAAAUUAUGUGAUCAGUCACAUAAUAUCUGUCAUACAUGCUAAAGUGUAAGCUCCUUGAGGACAGGAACUGUGUCUGUCAUUUUUCUGUUAUUUCUAGUGCUAGGUAUGGUUCCUUACCCUUAGAUACUCAGCAAUUUGGGGUGCCUGGGUGGCUCAGUUGUUUAAGCGACUGACUUUGGCUCAGGCUGUGCUCUCACGGUUUGUGAGUUCGAGACCCUCACUGGGCUCUUUGCUGUCAGUGCAGAGCCCUUUCUGAGCCUGCUUCAGAUCCUCUGUCUCCCUCUCUCUCUGCUCCACCCCUGAUCGUGUGCGUGUGAGUGUGCGCUCUCUCUCUCUCUCUUAAAAUAAAUAAACAUGUAAAAAAAGAUACUCAGUAAGUUAAAUGUAUGAUUAUGGCAAACAAAUGCCAUAUGUCAGGCGUUGAAUUCUUAUCUAUUAUAACUUCAGAACCUUCUUUCUUUAACUUAUGCCAUACACAGAACCUAACAGGAAGUAUUUCUAAAUGAAAUUGCCCAAGAAAGCUCUUCCUCAACUCUAUUUCAGUCCUAAAUUGGCUAACAAUACAAGUUAUUAAUUAAUCUUAGAUACUGGCUAGGGUGUGGUUCUGAGAAAAGGAACUGAAAGCCUUUGAAAAGUCUCCUGAGUUCUGUAUAAGCUGUCCGGAGGAGUCCCACAUUUCUGAGCAGCGAGUUUUGAAGGAAAUUGUUAGGGCAGGCUCUCGGAUUACAUGUCCCCUUAGGAAACUUUACAAGAGGUAGACACACCUGGCUUACCAGUAUUUCUGACUUACUACUGAGCUGAAAACUGCUUGUUUUGUGGAGAAGCAAAACUCUGCAGCAACCAUCUAAAAUGAAGAGCCCCCGAACUUUUGAGGAGCAAACGCAAUGCAUUGUGGACUCUUUACUCACAGACUUCUUGAGCCCCACAGUGCAGGUUGCUAACCGGGACCUACGUUGUGCAGAUGAAACAGUUUCAGGAGAGUCAAGCUCUUUUGACGUGGCCAUCAUUGCUGGUCGCCUUCGAAUGUUGGGUGACCAGUUCAAUGGAGAAAUGGAAGAUUCUGUCAAAAACAUCAUUUCAGAAACCAUUCAGGGACAGGCAGGAACUAUACUGCAGGACACAGUAAAAUCUCUCAGCCAGGCCUGGUGUGCUCAGGAUUCCAGCUUAGUUUAUGAGAGAGCCUUUCUGGCAGUGUCCGUGAAGCUUCUUGAAUGUGUGGCCCGCAUGGCUCCUGGAAUAGCAAGACAGGUGGCUAUCCCCAUAGUAAACCUGAUCAACGGGAACAGUGCCAUCCGGGAGUUUGUCCAGGGCCAGGGAGGUUGGGAGAAUCUGGAGAGCUGAAGAGGAGGUGGGAGCUGUUUGCCAGCCUGAACAUCACUGCCCCUGUGACUGCUCAGGUGAUUGAUUUCUGGCAGUUAAAGCAGACAACCAAAUCCAAAACUGCUUUCUUUUGAACAGAACCUAAUUUAGCUGAAUAAUUUCUUUUCUACUGAUUGCUACAGUUGGGAGAAGCCCUUGGAGGUCUACAGAGGUUUUGUGCUUUGUGUUUUUAUGUGAGUUUUAAUGAGGUACCAUUUAAGCAAAGACCUCUAGACACAAAGUAACGACUUGUUAGGAGCGGAAUUGGAAGCAUCAGAGCCCGGCUUGGCUGGAGAUCUUUUGGGAAAGGGAGCACACAGUAAACUUCCUUCAGAUUUCCUCUUGUCCUUUGGGAAGGAUCUUGUCUGCUCAUUUUGCAAUCUAAAGGACUUCAGGGAGAUUUCAAUUCUUUAAGUUGAGAAUUUCUUUUGAAUUCAUAACCUGAGUCUUGUGUUAAUUUCACCAAAGCAGAAUUAUUUUAUGCAUUUUUAGGUUGAAAGCAAAAAAAUAGCAGUUUCUGCAUCUGCCCUCCUACCAGAAAGGCCGACAAAAGAUGAAACAGUGCGUGCAUUUUUACUGCCACAGGAUGCAGGAAGUGCUGGCCCACAUCUAGGACAGAGGGGCCAUCCCAGCUUAGAUGAAACUAGCUGCAUACCACAGUGUUUUUCAAACCAAAAAGGGGCCUACAUACCACUUGUGGACCUUAUAAAUCGCUGAUUUCCAGGCCCCAUCCCUAGAAAUUCUGAUUCUGUAGGGGUGGGCUGGGACCUAGGAUACUACCAGUUCCACAGGGGAUUCUUAUGUACAUACAGAACUUGAGACCCAUCAUUUUAGAGCAAGGAUUGGCCAUAUCCUGCCUGCUCCUUUUUCUGUAAAUUCUUUUAUUGGAUUGCAGCUACACUCACUUGUUUACAUAUUGUCUAUGACUGUUUUAGUAUCACAACGUCAGAGUUGAGAAGUUACAGCAGAUACCAUAUGGCCUGUAAAAUAUAUUUACUAUCUGGCUCUUGACAGAAAAGUGUGUAGACCCUUGCUUUAAAGCUAAAUGAACAUCUCUCCUUGAAUAAUUUAAAUUCUGUGGCAAUCCUGAUAAUUCCUGCCAAACAGAAUUGUACAUAGGAUUACUCUGUUUUUUAGAGUUUCGAGUGUUCUGAUGGUUCUGGCAUAGUCCACACUUUCUUGAGAACUUUAGCAAAUCAGAAAGCUCUGUGACUCCUGAGUAGUCAGUCAGUAGAGGGUAUAUAUUUUCCCUGGCCCUACCAUAAGUGAUUGGAAGUGAUUGGAAAUGAGGCAUACAGUAUCCAUAUUAUGAAUAUCUUGAAAUAGUCCUUAAUAAUCUCAUAGAUUCAUAGGCAAUCAUCAAGACUCCUUAAGUCCCAAAACCAGACUACUUACCUGACUGUCAAGAAGAAAAGCAUUGCUGUAUCUAUUUUGUUCUUUUUGUGGGGGGGGGGGCGGUUUGCUAUAUCUAUUUUGAAGAGAGGCAUUAAUGGUUUGGUUACAGUUUGGCUAAAGUGUAACCACAUCCCCUCCUUUCAGCCAGCCAGCUAUCUGUUUCCCCUCAAUGCAUAGAAUUAAAGAUGUAGCGCUGGGACUAUUUCUUGACUUUUUCAAGUUGUGUGAUUUCCUCAAUUCUUGGAGAAAUCACAGUAGGUUUGUAAUCCCAAAUGAGAUUUCAUGUUUCUUUUAAGUAGCAAUUAGCUUUUUUUUUUUGCUACCAGUUGAAGACACUUGAUGUACUUCUUUGUCCCUUACAUUACUGUAAAUUCAACAGGGUGGGUUUUGUGGUAUUUUACUUCUUAGAUGAAAUCACUAUUUUCACACUGACCAAUGCUGUUUUGUUCAUGAAAUAAAAUUGUGUCUAUGUAUUUGAACUAA
Molecule: messenger RNA, 5473 nt
Organism: Neofelis nebulosa (Clouded leopard)
Lineage: Eukaryota; Metazoa; Chordata; Mammalia; Carnivora; Felidae
Gene: BCL2L15
Product: BCL2 like 15
Exons: 4
Coding region: 3086-3577 (163 amino acids)
Biological process (GO): regulation of apoptotic process
Cellular component (GO): cytosol; nucleus
Source: RefSeq, a predicted model, not a curated record